AUGCACAUGUGGAAGUUCACCCACAACCACUUCGCCAAGUUCAUGAUCAUCCCCUUUGCCCUCCUUUCUUCUCACGCUGCGUCCCUCGCCUACAAAUACCCCAACGUGCCGCCAGCCCUGCUCGGUCACGGCGCGCAGAACCUCAACAAAGACCUCAUCACAUGGUCCCCCUCCACGGCCAUCCCGCUUGCGCUGCUCUUCUUCGUUGGUGUCCCACUGCGUCUCAUCCCGUACCGCCACCUCGGCAAGAAUUUUACGUUCGCGCUGACCAAGCCGAGCGGGCUGCGGACCACGGGGAUUUAUGCGUACAUGCAGCACCCCAGUUACACUGCCGUUGUAGUGCUUGUGCUGUGCAACAUUGCCCUGCUUGCGAGAUUGGAUGGAGUGCUUGGAUGCUGGAUCCGGCCGGACAUGGUGAGGACCUUGACGGGGGUUGAGAUUGCGGGCCUGGCUAUUGGGGGUUGCUUGUUUUUGACUGGGGUUGGAACGAGAGUCGUGGAGGAGGAGGCCAUGUUGAAGGAGGAGUUUAAGGAGGAUUGGGUGCAGUGGCAUGCGAAGACGGCGAGGUUUAUUCCCUGGGUCAUUUGA
This is a messenger RNA of Colletotrichum chrysophilum, 588 nucleotides long. RefSeq lists its product as uncharacterized. Gene Ontology annotation, molecular function: protein C-terminal S-isoprenylcysteine carboxyl O-methyltransferase activity. The record is from RefSeq and is a predicted model, not a curated record. Gene Ontology annotation, cellular component: membrane. Gene Ontology annotation, biological process: C-terminal protein methylation. Lineage: Eukaryota; Fungi; Ascomycota; Sordariomycetes; Glomerellales; Glomerellaceae. Bases 1 to 588 code for a protein of 195 amino acids. The transcript has a single exon.